CAAAGCUCUGGCUGGGGUGAUCUAGUUGGGGAUGGUCUUGCUUUAAGCAGGGGGUUGGACUAAAUCCUGAGGUCCCUUCCAACCCUAACUUUCUAUGAUGCUAUGAUUCUAUGUAUGAAAUUCCUUCAUCCUUCUCUUCUCUAUACUCAGUAAUCCCAGUUCCUCAUACAUCCUGAUUUCUAGAUCUCAAUUUUUUAUUGUUACUCUCCUCUAUACUCUUUUCAAUUUAUUCACAUCUUUUUUAAAGUGGAGUGCCCACAACUGGAUAUUGUAAUCCAGGUGAGGCCUCACCAGUGCCAAAUACAGUGGAAGAAUUUCUUCCAAUGAUUUUCAUAUGACACUCCUGUUAACAGAUCCCAACUUGAAAUGACCUGUUUACAACAAUACUACACUGCUGACUCUUAUUCUGCUUGCAGUCCUCUAUAGCCCUCAUGCCCUUUUCUGCAAUACUGCUGCUUUGCCAACUGCUCCCAUUUUGUAUUUGUGCAUGGACCUAACAAAAAAAGGAAGAUGGAAACUGAGGAAUUCCUCAGAGAAAAGUCCUAAAACCCUGCUUACAAUGAAGUGAUAGUGCCUCUUUAUUCAGUAUUGAUUAGGCCUCAUCUAGAGUAUUCUGUACAGUUUUGGGCUUCACAUUUUAAAAAGGACAUGAAAAAGUCAGAGAUGGUCCAGAGGUGGGCAACAAACAUAAUAAAGGGCUUGUAAAUCAUAUAAGGAAAGGUUGAAAAAAAAAGGCAUGUUUAGCUUGCAGCAAAGGUGUUUAAGAGGGGACAUGAUGGAAGUCUUUAAAUACCUGAAGGGCUACCAUAAAAAGAGGGGAAAAGCCUUUUCUCUCUUGCUGCAGAGAGCAGAGCAUAGACCAAUAGUUGAAGUUACAGCAAAGUAGGUUUAGAUACCAGGGGAAAAUUAUCUGUUAGAAUUGUGAGGCAGCGGAAUAGACUGCCUAAGAAAGGUAUUUCCUUCUGGAUUUCCUUUCCUUCUUGGUGGCACUCAAGAAGAAGCUGGAUAAGACACUAGUCAAGUAGGUUCUAGGAGUAGCUAUGUCUGUGCUUUGCAUGGGUAUUUACCAUGGUUCUGGACUUUGCUGGUUGUCACAAGAGGCUGAGAAGUAGUUUUUCAGCUGUCAUGUUACUAUAUGUGCAGAGGGUUGAGGGGGUUUGUUCUCAGAUGCAUUAGGUCAACGCUUCCCAAACUUUUCCUCAGCAUGACUCCAUUUCCUCAGCAUGGCCCCUCACUCCCACCUUGCAGCCCCCUAGCCCUGCCAGUGCUCCUUACUCCCAAACCUCAGCCCCCGACCCGUGCAGGUGCCCUAGAACCAGGGCCCGCAGCCCUCUCCCCACCCCCGCAGCAGCAUCCGAGCCCCAGCUGCUGCCUCCAGAAGGCAGCAGCUGCUGCAGCUGGAGAGGAGUGGAGCCCAGCUCCUCCCCACCCAGCAUGCAGGCGGAGCCCAGCUCCUCCCAUGCAGGUGGCAGAGCUGAAGCAAAGCCUGAGGUGGGGGGGAGGAUGUGGGCUGCCUGCUGCAGGCCUGGGGCUCCCUGCCCUACUACCUUUCCCCUGGGGGGCUCCACAGCCCAGCAGGCAGGACCUGGAGUGGGAAGGAGCACUGCACCACCAUGGCCAUCAAACUGAGGCGCCCCCUCCCUGCCCAGCAGCAGCAGGAGUACAACCCUGUGCUGCUGCCGCUGCUACACCACAUGGUGGCCUUUGGUGGCCAUGGUGGUGCGGCACUCCCUCCUGUGCUGGGUCCCACCCACUGGGCUGGGCUCCUGCCCAGAGCUGGUCUGGCCCGGCUGCAGCCCCAUGCCCUGCUGUGGGCACAGAAAUUUCAGGGGGCAAGUCCCCACUCUGCUGCAUUGCCUUGCUCCCGACCUUCUUCCACUGCAUCGCCUGUGCUCCCCCACCCAUCAAUGCAUUACCUGUGCCCCCUCCUCUCCGCCCCCAUAGACUUCCCUGGAAGGAACUGCAGAAGCUGCUCUCCACUGCUGCUUGGCUGCUACAUGCAUGUACAUGUACACAUGCAUGUGGCACCCCCAGCCUCCGUUUGCCCUCCCCUUAGCCCCAAGAAGUCCUUUGCAGGCUGGAACUCUACAAGCCUGCAAGGGGAAACCUGUCCCUCUGUUUUUCUCCUUUAAAGAAGAAAAUCUGUAUUUCUCCACAGUGAAUGGAAAACCCAGAUCCCUAUUUAUCACAACCCCAUCCACUGAUGUUGCAACCCUAUUUGGAGUCACAACCUGCAAUUCUUGGCUAGUAGGUCCUGCACUUCCACUCACGGUCAAACUGAUCACCAUACUUGGGGUCUGAAAGAAAUUUUACUCCAUAGUCAGUGUGACAGGCCCCUCCUGACUCACCUUGGCAUUGCAACCCAGUUGGUUGCGCUACAGUCAAGCCAGCCAUCACCAUGCCAAACAAGAGAGCUCCACCGAAUGGCCCAGGGCCCAGAGGCAACAGGUUAAAAGCAGGCCUGGAGACAGAGGCUAGCGAGGAGCACACCAGAGCACUGAAACAAAUCCAAAUACUCUCCCCGCUACUGGAAGAGACUCAGUGCCCAGAAAAGUGGCUCAUACCUGUCCUGCCGCCAUGAUGUCCAGGAAAAACCCAGAUGCUCACCUCACUGCUGGAAGAUGACCGGCUGCUUUCCCCAAGGCCAAAACACCCAGGAAAGUGGUGGAUGCUUUCCUUACUGGUGGAGCACUAGGGACCCAGCUGGAUGCCAGCCCUCCCAAUGUGGUCAGUAAACAGCUCAGCACAGACACAAUGGGAUUCCGCCAUAUGCAUGGAGGACUGCGCAGAAGCACACAGGUCAGGUGGGACUGGGAGAUGGCAUCCCAGUUGGACAGAAGGGAGACAGCCAGGGAAGAAGCCCAGGUAGAGGGCCCCCCAACAAUGUGUGCCCAGCUGGUACGCCUGUAGGUUUGGAGCGUGCCAGCAGGAGACUGGUGGAAAAGUGAGCCUCAUGCAGGCACGGCAGUGACCACCAUGAGGCAAUGCUAUAUCUGGCCCAGAGCCAGGAUGGGAAGUACCCAUGCAAGAAGGGCUACCUGCCAGGAGACAUAGGGGGCCCAAAGUUGCAUGAGUAAGGGGUACACCAGGCACCGAAUCAACCCACACCCAAGUAGAGGAUUGCUUGGCGUAAAGGCAUUGUUUCCCUGGACUCUCAGGGAACCACUGAUCAUCACCUCCAGGCAAGUGAAAGUAUAUCCUGCAUAAACAACAAGUCAUGGCAGGUGAAUAAGCCCAGGUGCAACGUGACCCAUGGGGGUGGAACAUGCCCUUGGGCCCAUUGGCAACUGUGUAAGGUAUGACCCUGUCCUAGUCAGAUUGGUACAGAUUGUGGGUGUUUUGGCCUUCCUCUGUAGGUAUGGCUGCCCUCUUUGGAUCUUUCAAACAUAUUUUAACAACUUUUGCAGCAGCAAGAUACUGGCCACCCUUGUUCCCCUGCUUUAUCUGUGGUAGAUUAGGGUGUUAUGCUAUGUGGUUGUAUUGGGGUUGACUGUAGUUUUACUAAUAGGUUAGACAACAGAUUUGCAUAGGAUGGUUUGGAUAGGGGUGUUCCUGCCUCUGGAGAGGGCACUGGACUAG
This is a messenger RNA of Alligator sinensis (Chinese alligator), 3579 nucleotides long. RefSeq names its product predicted GPI-anchored protein 58. The transcript has 2 exons. NCBI's taxonomy places the organism in Eukaryota, Metazoa, Chordata, Crocodylia, Alligatoridae. The coding region runs from base 1136 to 2056 and encodes 306 amino acids. The record is from RefSeq and is a predicted model, not a curated record.